Strongylocentrotus purpuratus (purple sea urchin) is the source of this 3138-nucleotide messenger RNA. RefSeq names its product SH3 domain-containing protein 19 (gene sh3d19). The record is from RefSeq and is a predicted model, not a curated record. Lineage: Eukaryota; Metazoa; Echinodermata; Echinoidea; Camarodonta; Strongylocentrotidae. The transcript has 14 exons. The coding region runs from base 237 to 3074 and encodes 945 amino acids. Gene Ontology annotation, molecular function: protein binding.
ACCUAGUAAGCCGGAAAUAGAUAAGGAGUCGAGUGUAGUGAAGUGCGAACACAACGAAAGGAUUUUCUGCUUCAAAGCCAGGGAAAUUUACUUCAGAAGUUCGGAUUGAAUUCUGUUACAAGCUAAUCUAUUUUUUCGGAAAAGGUAAUCAGUCCACUAUCACUCACUGUCUGCUAUAAGCUGUCUUCGCUGUCUAGUGGCUGGUGAAGACUCCCAAGAUUUCAUAGAGAGUGACAAUGGCUGGUGCACCACCACCACUGCCUUCAUCAAGGCCCAAAGGAGCUUAUGUACCACCCCCUGUACCGUUCAAUCGUCCUAAAGUUGCGUAUGUGCACCCUCUCCCUCCCUCCACACCGGUGACAAGCCAAGAAGAUGUUCACAUGAAACCUGGCCAACAAUCUGCUGUGAUAAGCAUGGAUGAGCGAGAUGCAGCCCCAAAUAGUUUAGGACAGCAGUUGCAGGCAGCGCUUCAAAAUAGGAUGAUGAAUAACUUAAAUGAUAUCUCCAGUAAACCUAAACCACCUAAUAAGCCGAGUGGGGUGGAAGCGCCAAGACCAGUUCCAUCUCAGAGACCAGAUCUUUCACACAAAACGGCACCGCAAACAAACCCCAUCCCCAGAAAUAGACCAAUGAGCUAUAGUUCCUUUGGGGACCUAUUUGGUGGUAGCACUAACAAACAGCAGCAGCAGCAACAGCAAUCUGCUUCACUUUCAAACCAAACCUCUCAUACAUCAUCAUCAUCAUCAUCUUCAUCAUUUAAUCAGUUAAGUGGCUUGUUUGGUUCCACAUCUUCAUCCUCAUCCUCCACAGGAUCAAACGUAACCCUAACAGCCACUUCAGAGCAGAAAAAGGCUGCUGCUAAUUUCUCCUGGAAUGUUGCUAAAGAUACCUCUAAGAAUGUGAGUGCUAAAGAUGCCUUCAGUGUAGGAAGUCUGUUUGCAUCUUCCUACGCCAACAAGGGUAAAGUCAAUGCUAGUCAGGAUCAGCAAGCAGCUCUGGGACGUAUCUCAGGUCAGGUCGGACAGAGCGCUGCCAAGAAUGUCACGGCAGAGGAGAUAGGCCAUGCUACUAAUUUUGCAACCACAAAUGCUGUGAACAAUGCUACCAGAAAAGCAGAACCAGGCAGUCAGCAAAAAUCCUCAAUAGAUCUAAUUGCUCAAAUGAUGGGAAGUAAAGGAGGAGUACCACCCCAAUCACAGAAUCCUGCCGCUAGAGCCAGACCAAAGCCGUUGCAGCAGAAUGCCCCAGCACAACUGAAUCUUGCGUCUGGUCUGCCACCCCCUCCCUCUCCUACACCGCGUCAGAAGGUAGCCCCUCAGUCCCAGAGGGUUGCGCCUCAGCCCCAGAGAGUUGCACCCCAGCCCCAAUCAAGCCAUAGAUCAGCACCAAGAGCUCCACCUUCCAAGACCAAGCCUCAAGGAGGAGGAGGCUCUCUGAUUGACUUUGAUGCAUCAGACCACCUCAAGUCUGGACCACCAGGGUUACCCAAGUCCAAGGCUCAGGGUGGUGCAGGAGGUAGGAGUAAGCCCACUAUCAUCAGACCCAACGCUGGUAACAGUAGAUCUUCAUCACCUGCAGUGGAACAGCAACAGAAGAAGAGCAAACCUCCACCAAGGCCUGUUGGUGGUCCACCUACCAAGAAGAUGGCUCCAGCCAGACCCAACGCAGUCCAUGGUACCCGCUCAGCUGGCAGUACACCACCUAGACCAAGUGGACUACAACCAAAGAGGAAAGCACCUCCUAGACCUGGUAGUCAGAAAGGUAAGAAGAUGGCUCCUAAAGGCCCAGGUGGAGGAGGAGGAGCAGCCAAGAAGUUACCCCCAAGACCAGGACCUGGACAUGCUCUUUAUAAUAAAUAUAUGGGAUCUGAACCUCAUGCUGUCGCCACGUUUGAUUAUCAAGGAGUAGAAGCAGAUGAACUCUCUUUCAAGACUGAUGAUGUCAUCAUCCUUGUGAAGAGGAUUGAUGCUGAUUGGUUGGUUGGAAAAUGCAAAAAUAAGGAGGGAAUGUUUCCGGUUCAGUUCGUCAAAGUUGUGAAAGAUCUCAACGAAAUUAUGGAGGAGGAUUACGACGGUCCCCAAGCCGUAGCAAUCUAUGGUUUCAUAGCGUCUGCAGCUGAUGAGAUUGGCUUUGAAGAAGGUGAUACCAUCAAGCUAUUAGGAACCGUCGGUACUGUAUGGUUUAGAGGAGAAGUGAAAGGAAAGUCUGGUAUCUUCCCAUCAAAUCAUGUGGAAGUCAUUGUACCUCUACCAGGCGGCUCUCCUUCCAUUGAUAGUAUCAGCAGUGGUCCUCGCUGUAAAGCCAAGUUUGAGUACACCGGCAGCAGCGCGGAUGAUCUGACGUUCAGCGAGGGCGCUAUAAUCAAACUAACAGGCCGAGUAGGUGAUGAAUGGUAUAAUGGUGAGCUGAAUGGACAAUCUGGUAUCUUUCCUGCUGCAUUCAUUGAUGUGAUAGAAGAUCUACCAGCUGCAGUUCGGGCAUCACCAACUACAGGAAAUGAAGUUCGUGCACUGUUUGACUUUGAUGGUGCGGACAAUACCGAGCUCACUUUCAAAGAUGGAGAUAAGAUCACAGUGACUGCUCAGGUAGGUACUGAUUGGCUGGAAGGAGAACUCAAUGGAAAGAAAGGAAGAUUCCCUGCUGCCUUUGCAGACAGAAUACCCUCUGGGCUCCCACAAGCUACGGAUAGAGAGACCUCUGGAGUUGAUCCACACUGUGUGGUGUCCUUUGACUUUGAGCCUGCUGGUGAGGAUGAGAUCAAACUCAAAGCAGGCGAGAAGGUCACCCUCCUGGAGAGGAUUGGUGAAGAUUGGCUCCGGGGUAAGGUCGACUCACGAGAAGGUAUCUUCCCUCGGUCGUUCGUUGAUGUCAUCAUUGAUCUCCCGUCUGCUGGAGCUACACCCUCUACUGCUAAGGCUUUACACGACUUUGAUGCUGAAGAUGCAGAUGAACUGAACUUCAAAGCUGAUGAUGUGAUUACAAUCACAGAGCGUGUUAACGAUGAAUGGCUGAUGGGUACGGUUAAUGGCAAGUCUGGUCGAUUCCCUGCGGCAUUCGUUGAACUCUCAUCAUGAUCUGCACGUGAAAUUCCAUCAUCUAGAGAUAACUUCCCACUGCACCCUGUUACAAUGCAAUUAA